UUCCUAGAUGAUAGGAGUCUUCCAAGAGAAAAAUCUCGAUCGUAUCGCUCAAGAACAAAACGAAGGCGCGUUGUCGCGUGUCUCAUGUGAAGAACUGAAAAUUUCCGAAAUUUCCGACGAAAAUGGCUAUGCACGUACCGAAAGCUCCUGGCGUAGCGCAGAUGCUCAAGGAAGGAGCCCGCUAUUUUUCAGGUCUUGAGGAAGCUGUUUAUAGAAACAUCACAGCCUGCAAACAAUUGGCAGAUACAGUGAGAAGUGCAUAUGGUCCUAAUGGUAUGAAUAAGAUGGUCAUCAAUCAUAUUGAGAAGCUCUUUGUGACCAAUGAUGCAGCAACGAUUAUCAGUGAGCUGGAAGUAGAACAUCCAGCUGCAAGAUUAUUAGUUCUAGCAUCAAAGAUGCAAGAAGCAGAAGUAGGAGAUGGAACAAAUUUUGUCAUUAUCUUCGCUGGAGCAUUACUUCAUAAUGCAGAAGAGCUGCUUCGUUUGGGAAUUACAACUUCUGAAAUAGUAGAAGGUUAUGAAAAUGCUCUGGAGAAGGCACUGGAAAUUUUACAGACAUUGGUUGUACAAGAGGUGACGGAUGUACGCAAUGAAGAACAAGUAAAGAAAGGAAUCAGGACCACUAUCAUGAGCAAACAGUAUGGAAAUGAGGAUCUUCUUGCAUCUCUCGUCAGUCAGGCUUGCAUUUCCAUUUUGCCUGAGAAAACGACAUUCAAUGUGGACAAUGUGCGAGUUUGCAAGAUACUUGGCGGUGGUUUGAGCAACUCCCAGGUGGUGCAAGGCAUGGUGUUCAAGCGUCAGGUUGAAGGAGACGUCACGACUAAGACCAGCGCCAAGAUUGCAGUUUACACGGGUGCUGUAGAUAUCACACAGACUGAGACCAAGGGUACUGUACUGAUAAAGACUGCGGACGAAUUGAUGAAGUUCUCGCGCGGCGAAGAAUCGUUACUGGAAAACCAGAUCAAGUCAAUCGCUGAGAGCGGCGCCUCGGUGGUGGUCGCCGGUGGAAAGUUUGGUGACAUGGCUUUACACUAUAUGAACAAGCACAACCUGAUGGCUGUUCGCAUACCAAGCAAAUUCGACCUCAGACGACUGUGCAAAACCGUCGGCGCCACUGCACUUUCGAAACUGGUACCUCCGUCGUCGGAAGAAUUAGGAUACGCCGAUAAGGUGUAUAUAGAGGAGUUAGGAGACACCAUAGUUGUAGUAUUCAAGCUCGACGGUAAAGAGAGCCGCAUCAGCACAGUACUCGUGCGUGGUUCUACCGAGAACUACAUGGACGACAUCGAACGCGCGAUCGACGACGGCAUCAACACAUUCAAGGGCAUUACGAGGGACGGUAGAUUUGUCCCGGGUGCGGGCGCCACAGAGAUCGAGCUGGCCGCGCAACUUGCGUCCUAUGCGGAUACUUUGUCCGGUUUGCAGCAGUACGCUGCGCGGAAUUUUGCCACUGCACUGGAGAUAUUCCCUAAGACGUUGGCCGAGAGCAGCGGUACUCACGCGUCCGAGCUUCUGUCCAAGUUAUAUGCAGCGCAUAAGGAGGGAAAGAAGAACUGCGGUUAUAACAUCGAUGGCAUUGGAGCAGCCUUGAUUGAUACCGUCGAAGCGGGUAUCUUGGAUUUGUAUCUGACGAAACAAUGGGCGAUGAAGUAUGCAGUAGGUGCGGCAUGCACGGUCCUCAAAGUGGAUCAAAUCAUUCUGGCAAAGCGGGCCGGCGGUCCGAAGGCGCCACCAGGAGGUGCUCCCGAGGAAGACGACUAAUGGAACGCAGGAGACCAGUCUAAUCACAACUUUUCACAUUUAAUUUAUAGCAUUGUGUUUAUACAAAUUUCGAUGUAUUCAAAAUGUGGAAUAUAGCGAGUAAAGGUGAGAAAAAUAUA
Molecule: messenger RNA, 1879 nt
Organism: Harpegnathos saltator (Jerdon's jumping ant)
Lineage: Eukaryota; Metazoa; Arthropoda; Insecta; Hymenoptera; Formicidae
Gene: CCT8
Product: chaperonin containing TCP1 subunit 8
Exons: 5
Coding region: 123-1760 (545 amino acids)
Biological process (GO): protein folding
Molecular function (GO): ATP hydrolysis activity; ATP-dependent protein folding chaperone; ATP binding
Source: RefSeq, a predicted model, not a curated record